Messenger RNA from Acaulospora morrowiae, 501 nucleotides. Lineage: Eukaryota; Fungi; Glomeromycota; Glomeromycetes; Diversisporales; Acaulosporaceae. The record is from the annotation of a GenBank genome assembly.
AUGUCUUCUCGUUCAGUUACCCCUUUAAGUGAUGUUCCUUUGUCUCGCCGUGUUAUGGUUACUAAUUCUAAAGGCAGAAUUAUUUCUGUUGUCUCAGAGAACUUUCUCGGUGGCAGUGCUUCUUCUCCUCCUUCUUCGGGUACUGAAUAUAUUCCUUCAUCUGAGCCUCCUGAAGAUGCCCAGUCUGAGGUUCCUUCUGAAGUUUCUACUAUAGAAGCUUCAUCAUUCUCUACCCAUGUUGCUCCUAGAGGUCGUAAGGAUAUCUUGUAUCCUUCAAGAUUGCCUGUUCCUUCCUCUACUCAUUUUUCUGGUCAUAUUCUAUGUCCUUCUUGCAUUGGUCGAUGGCAAGAAAUUAAUCAUCUUCGCAAGGUUAUAGAAUCAAAUACUUUUGGUUCUUCUUGUCAAGAAUGCCAGGUUCUUCGCCGGUCUCUUGAUCACAUAAAGACUAUUUCCAAAAGUUCUCUUGUCAAUCCCCCUAGUGAUCGUUCCUCAUCUAAUUAU